AACUGAUAAGUAAUGAGUAGUAACUAGUGUACACUACUACACACACUCUUAGUUUCGUAUUCUCACACACCUUGUCAAAUAACUUAAGAAAUGAAUACAUUAAUAGUUUGGGUUUUGAUAGGGGUCAACAUUCCCGGUCUACGAUCACAGAAUGAGAUGUGUAAGGACGGGAACGCAAUUUACUAUCCGAGUCAGCAAUGGGCAGGACCUCCUGGAACCUGUCAGCUUCACCGCUGCACCAAACUGAUAGACGGCAUCGUAGCAAUAUCCAUUCAAAGGUGCCCUGAAGAGAAACUUCAAGGCGUUAGCAAGACAGGGUCCUGCCAAAUAAGUGGUAUUGAUAGAAGUAAAAUGUACCCCCAGUGCUGCCCGACGAUAUCUUGCACGAGAGUGGUUGGUGGGCAAGCUCCGUGCAACCGCAAACAGAUCAAUAUGAUAGAUGAUGACUACUUGGAUCUCGUAUUGAAUUGAAAACAAGGCAUAAGACUACGAAGCCUUCCGCCGACAGAGGAGAAUAGUACUACUGUACCUACUUCCUAAAGAGUCACCGAAAGUGAAAUAAAAAAAUACCAAGUUUUCCUCUGACUCAAAAUACAUUUA
Messenger RNA from Macrosteles quadrilineatus (aster leafhopper), 600 nucleotides. RefSeq lists its product as uncharacterized. NCBI's taxonomy places the organism in Eukaryota, Metazoa, Arthropoda, Insecta, Hemiptera, Cicadellidae. The record is from RefSeq and is a predicted model, not a curated record. Bases 91 to 471 code for a protein of 126 amino acids. The transcript is spliced from 4 exons.